Messenger RNA from Brassica napus (rape), 981 nucleotides. RefSeq lists its product as uncharacterized. The coding region runs from base 1 to 981 and encodes 326 amino acids. Lineage: Eukaryota; Viridiplantae; Streptophyta; Magnoliopsida; Brassicales; Brassicaceae. The transcript has 2 exons. The record is from RefSeq and is a predicted model, not a curated record.
AUGUCAAGCUCCUCAAAUGAUGAAGUAUAUGAGGUAUUUGAAGAAAUGGUCGACGAACAAAUUGAUGAUUUCAUGGACUCCGUUAUUGCCAACAACCCGAAGAGACGAGGGUAUAUCGAAAGAGAUCGGGAACAAGGACACAAUCAACUAUGGCACGACUAUUUUAGCGAAAAUCCAACAUACCCACCGGAAAUGUUUAGGCGGCGUUUUCGAAUGAACAAACCUUUGUUCCUUCGCAUUGUCGAACGCCUAAAUAAUGAAGUUCCAUACUUUCAGCAACGAAGAAAUGGUCACGGAAGGUGCGGCCUAUCUGCACUUCAAAAAUGCACUUCAGCGAUACGAAUGUUGGCAUAUGGUAAAGCCGGAGAUGCGAAUGACGAAUAUCUCCGACUUGCGGCAAGUACUGCACUUUUAUGUUUGGAAAAUUUCACGGAUGCGAUAAUACUAUUGUUUGGAGGUGAGUAUCUAAGAAGCCCUACACCAGAAGAUCUUCAAAGACUACUUGACGCUGGAGAGGCACGCGGGUUUCCGGGUAUGAUAGGCAGCAUCGAUUGUAUGCAUUGGGAGUGGAAAAACUGCCCAACGGCUUGGAAAGGUCCAAAAGCAGAGUUAUUUGCUGAACGUCAAGAAUCCACCAGAAAAGAUGUCGAACGGGCUUUUGGAGUAUUGCAAUCGAGGUUUGCAAUUGUUAAGAACCCAGCUCUACUAUGGGACAAGGAGAAGAUAGGAAAGAUAAUGAGAACUUGUGUCAUAUUGCACAAUAUGAUAGUGGAGGACGAGCGACACGGAUACAUUCAAAUUGAUACAUCUGAGUUCGAGUCUGGAGAGUCUAGUCGAAGUUCGAAGGUGAAAAGUAGAGAAAGUGUCAAUGUCCCUAUGCUUACCAUUCGCAAUCAAAUUCGAGAUCCACAUUUACAUGAGCGUUUGAAAGCUGAUUUAGUUGAAAAUGUUUGGGAAAAAUUUGGUAAUCAUGAUGAAUAA